Molecule: messenger RNA, 396 nt
Organism: Budorcas taxicolor (takin)
Lineage: Eukaryota; Metazoa; Chordata; Mammalia; Artiodactyla; Bovidae
Gene: HCRT
Product: hypocretin neuropeptide precursor
Exons: 2
Coding region: 1-396 (131 amino acids)
Biological process (GO): neuropeptide signaling pathway; feeding behavior
Source: RefSeq, a predicted model, not a curated record
AUGAAUCCUUCCUCUACCAAGGUCUCCUGGGCCACCGUGACGUUGCUGCUCCUGCUCCUGUUGCUGCCGCCAGCGCUGCUGUCACCCGGGGCGGCCGCGCAGCCCCUGCCCGACUGCUGCCGUCAGAAGACGUGCUCCUGUCGUCUCUACGAGCUGCUGCACGGCGCGGGCAAUCACGCGGCCGGCAUCCUCACGCUGGGCAAGCGGCGGCCCGGGCCCCCGGGCCUCCAGGGCCGGCUGCAGCGCCUCCUGCAGGCCAGCGGCAACCACGCGGCCGGCAUCCUGACCAUGGGCCGCCGCGCAGGCGCAGAGCCAGCGCUGCGCCCCUGCUCCGGCCGCCGGUGUCCCUCUGAGGCCGCCUCGCCCGUGGCACCUGGGGGACCGUCCGGGGUCUGA